Messenger RNA from Elephantulus edwardii (Cape elephant shrew), 453 nucleotides. RefSeq names its product chromosome unknown open reading frame, human C2orf72 (gene CUNH2orf72). The transcript is spliced from 3 exons. NCBI's taxonomy places the organism in Eukaryota, Metazoa, Chordata, Mammalia, Macroscelidea, Macroscelididae. The annotation marks the transcript as partial. The record is from RefSeq and is a predicted model, not a curated record.
GUGCUGGUGGCGGAGGCCGGGCCUGAGGACGCGGUGGCACCCGAGCUGCGGCGGCUGGAGGCGCUGCUGCGCACCGUGUUCGGCCACCAGGCAGGGGGCCCGGUGCAGGCAGCCACCUAUUGCCCCGGGCGCCCGGCCUCCAGCCUGGCUGUCCAGUCGGCCGCCUGCAGGGCCCUGCAAGCUGCCGGGCCGGGGAGACCAGGUGAGGGAGCCUCGGAGAGACCCGGCCUCCCGGGACUGCUGGCCUGCUUUUCCUGGGGUCCCUGGAGCCGGACGAAAGGCGGAGCUGACAUCCCAGCCAGGGACCCAGCUCAGGAUCUCUUCCAGGACCCUGAGGAGGCGCUGGCCCUGACCACCAUGUUUCCCAAUGGGGACAGCGAGGAUGCCAGGAGAAAGGCCAUGUGCUGUGACGGAGUCCACACUCCCGCUGAGCCCUUGAGACACUCGAGAUGA